Engraulis encrasicolus (European anchovy) is the source of this 3343-nucleotide messenger RNA. RefSeq names its product solute carrier family 16 member 12b (gene slc16a12b). NCBI's taxonomy places the organism in Eukaryota, Metazoa, Chordata, Actinopteri, Clupeiformes, Engraulidae. Gene Ontology annotation, biological process: monocarboxylic acid transport; transmembrane transport. Gene Ontology annotation, cellular component: plasma membrane. The record is from RefSeq and is a predicted model, not a curated record. The transcript has 7 exons. Bases 660 to 2252 code for a protein of 530 amino acids. Gene Ontology annotation, molecular function: monocarboxylic acid transmembrane transporter activity.
GCUCGAAAUUUUGGGAAGCGCGUGGCACGCGGGCGUGCAUACUUGCAUAAUUUUGCUUCACGUGUUGGGGGGAGUGGAAAAAGAGGUAGGGUAGGUAAAUCUAUUGGUUGUAAGCUCGGAUGCAUAGCCACGAGCAUUGGGUUCGCACAAAGUGUGCUUGUCAAGUUGCCGGGAAGAAAAUGUGCGGCGAGAGCCUCACUUAUGGCACCAAGCGUUAGACUGAAAGUUUGAGCACGGGAGAAGUCGCAUAUACCGUUCACUGGUCUGUGAAAAAUGUGGGGAAAUCAGAAGAUUUUCAAGCCUAUGUGAAAAUGCAGGAGAACUUCUGACCGUCGCUCACACCUUCCUGCUCCUCCGCCGAGAGCAAAAGCUUGAACGGAGAACCUGAAACCGGGACGCACCGGCAACACCGGACGGACAAGAAGAUCUACAGUAUCUCUGGGGCUUACUCAAGAAGAGCGAAAAGAGAGAGAGAGAGAGAGAGAGAGAGAGGUGAAAGCUACAAACGGAGAGGAAAGAAAGAAGAAAGGAAGGGAGGAAGAGCGGAGAGAGAGUGAGAGAGAGAAGAAGGGAAAACGGUGACAUACAUUAAAGGGACCAGACGAACGAGACGAGAGGCUUCUUGACGUCUUUGCGGUAGGCUACGUCGCUAUAUCAUCAUGGCCCAGGAGAAGAGGAAGACGAGGACGGCGGAGGGCGUCCUGCCUCCGGACGGCGGCUGGGGAUGGAUGAUCGUGGCCGGCUGCUUCAUGGUGACCGUUUGCACUCGCGCAGUAACAAGGUGUAUCUCCAUUUUCUUCGUGGAGUUUCAGAUGCACUUUGGACAUGACUACUCAGGGACUGCUUGGAUUCAUUCCAUAGUUGACUGCACUACUAUGCUAUGUGCGCCUCUCGGCAGCUUCAUCGGGAACAGGUACUCGUGUCGUGUGGCCGUGAUCCUCGGGGGACUCCUGUCGUCCACUGGCCUGAUCGUCAGCUCGCUCGCCUCCAGCCUCGAGUACCUGUACCUCUCGCUUGGGGUCCUGACAGGCUUGGGUUUCGCCCUGUGCUACACGCCGGCAAUCGCCAUGGUGGGCACGUACUUCUCGGAGAGGAAGGCCUUGGCGUACGGCAUCGCCAUGUCCGGCAGCGGCAUCGGCACCUUUGUGCUGGCGCCCGUGGUGCAGCUCCUCAUCGACUACUACUCGUGGCGCGGCGCCCUCCUCAUCCUGGGCGGCUUUGUGGCCAACCUCUGCGUCUGCGGCGCGGUGCUGCGGCCCAUCGUCCGCAAAGAGGACGUGGACGAGUCCCGGCCGCUGUCGUCCGACUCCGAGUGCGGCAGCUACAAGGUCAAGGCCAAAGCGCCGCCGCCGCUGCUGGAGAAGCCGCCUCUCGACGCGACGGAAAAAAGCAAGCGAUGCUCCUCGGCCUCGUCGUCCUCGUCGUCGACCUCCUCCACGACUUCCACGUCGUCGCUGAGCUGUUUCCAGUCGCUUCACGAGUACAGCUUCCUGCUCAUGCCUGACUUCCUGGUGCUGGCGGGCUCCUUCCUGUUCCUGGCCAAUGGCUGCAGCUUGCCGUUUGUUUACCUAGUGCCGUACGCGUUGGACGUGGGGGUGAGCCACCGGCAAGCAGCCUUCCUCAUGUCAAUCCUCGGGGUCAUCGACAUCUUCGGAAACAUCUCCUUCGGGUGGCUCACCGACAGAAGGUGGCUGAAGCAGCACCGUAACCUGUGCUACAUCUUUGCCCUGGGCAUGGAGGGCCUGUGUUGCCUCUUCCUGCCCCUGCUGCGCUCCUUUGCCCUGCUGGUGCCCUUCUCCGUGCUUUACGGCUACUUCGACGGCGCCUACGUGGCGCUCAUCCCCGUGGUGACCUCCGACGUGGUGGGCACCGCCUACCUGUCCUCCGCCCUGGGUGUGGUCUACUUCCUGCACGCCAUUCCAUACCUGCUCAGCCCGCCCAUCGGAGGCUGGCUAGUGGACACCACGGGCACCUACACGGCCACCUUCUUCCUAAGCGGAUUCUCUCUGAUCGGCAGCUCGCUGCUGCUCUGUACGGUGGCCCUCAUCCGCCGCUGCCACCGCUGCCACCGGGACCACCGGCGGGGCAAGGGCUCCCAGCCGGACCUGGAGCACCACGACGACCGGGACCGGGACCACCACGACGAGAGCAAACAGCCAGACUUUUACCCCAUCACCAAAACCAAGGACAUGGUGACGAUCACAGAAACUUCUGCACCACCACCACCACCACCACCACAACGCACCUGCUAGCAGUGAUGGAGUGCCUUUCAAGUUGUGUAUUUUUCUUCUUGUUGUUGUUGAGGAUUUCUGAUUUUCUUUUUUUUUCUUUUGACUUAUUUUUUUCUUAUUUUUUUCUAAUUAAGAGAAUCCCAAAAUGCAAUGGGGAUGCAAUGGAACUGCUGCAAACUUGCAUUUCUUUUAUUUUUUUUCUUCAUUUUGUCUGUUUUUUUAUUUUAUUAUUAUUUCAGUUUAGGAAAUCUCAAUAUAUAAUGCUGUGAUGCUGUUGUUGUUGUUGUUGGAAUCCAGGAAUCAGGUAUGAAAUUUGAUAGGAAAAAAGUAUAAUGUAGUUCUACUUACUACAUUUAGACAUCACCAUGCUGCCUGCUUCAAAAGGAGACUUUAAAUACUCACAAAAUAAUGUUCUCUUUUAUAAAGACAUUCGUGCACAUUGCAUCAAAUGGCAUUGGUGCUUGGGCGGAACGUGAUACAAAUAGUGAUUUAGCCUUCAACUCUGGUCGUAAGGCUGGUUUAUUUGCCAUUGAUUACUGCCAUUGUAUGUAAGCGACAAUGAUGCGUGCCUGCUCUGAAAUGGGCAAUGCACAUUUCUUGUUCUUGUGCAGCUCAGGGGUACCAAAGGAAAUCUUUUUUUUGCUGGUAUUUGUUGAAUAGUUUUUAUCUUUCACUGGAAUUUCUUAAUUUCUCAGAGAUAUGACGAUGCACAGUUGCUCUUCUUGAAACCAAAUGCAUGAAAUACCAAACCCUAUAUAUCGUCAGUACCAAACAACCAAUAUUUCAGAUUAUGCUGAUCUAUGCGAUGUUGAUAUUGCAAUACAUUUCAUGUAUUGGUCAUUUUAACACUGUUGUAUCUCUUGAAUGAAUGAAUGAAUGAAUGAAUGAAUGAAUGAAUGAAUGAAUGAAUGAAUGAACGAAUGAACGAAUGAACGAAUGAAUGAAUGAAUGAAUGAAUGAAUGAAUGAAUGAACACUAAACAUGAUGUGAGUUCACACAGUAACUCUGUUUCAAGUUUGACUGUGCUGAAAAGUUUGUAGCCAGGAGAGUGCUCCGUAGCAGAAAUGUAAUGACAUUUUUCUAGAGCAUUUUUUUUUGUAUUUGUACCAUAG